Molecule: messenger RNA, 1209 nt
Organism: Chenopodium quinoa (quinoa)
Lineage: Eukaryota; Viridiplantae; Streptophyta; Magnoliopsida; Caryophyllales; Amaranthaceae
Exons: 1
Coding region: 1-1209 (402 amino acids)
Source: RefSeq, a predicted model, not a curated record
AUGCCUUUUGUUGAUGUAAAACUUGUAGUUAGUUCAUUCUCUCCAAAUUUUUCUUAUGGAGUGGAUGCGGAUGGUACUAAGGGGGGUCUAGCGGUUUUUAGUUGGUAUCAAGGGGUUGUUACUUGUGUUUUGGCUACUCCGAACUACAUUUUGUGUAACCUUGAUGAUGGUAAUGGAAGUAAUAGAAAUGUGAUGUUUGUUUAUGGAGAGCCUAAAGUAGAAGAUAGAACUAGAGUGUGGGAUGAACUCACUACUCUCCUUUUGAUAACUCCUAAUUGUCUUUUGAUUGGUGACUUUAACCAAGUCGAAUGCUUACAAGACAAACUAGGAGGCUCUUUAGUAAUAAAGGGUUUGGAUGCUUUCAUUGAUUGGCGGCUUGACAAUGGGGUACUCGAAGUUCCUUUUUCGGGGCCUCGGUUUACUUGGACUAAUAAGCGCUUGGAUAAUGGUCUCAUCUUAGAACGGCUUGAUAAGGCUUUUUGUACGGAUCAAUGGUUUGCGGAUUUUCCGGAAGGAAGAAUUUUUCAUGAGCCAAUAGUAGUUUCGGAUCAUGCAGUCAUUAUUUAUGAUUCGAAUCCUUCUAUGCCUCGGUCCAAUCGUCCUUAUCAGAUUGAAAGGUGGUGUCUACGAUAUAAUUCUAUCGAAGGGAUGACUAAUGAUAUUUGGGAUAUCACCAUGAAUGGAUUUAGCAUGUUUGUUUUAGCCAAACAUCUUAAUUUAUUCAGGAACCGUGCUCAAAAAUGGUGCUUGGAUAAUAGGACUUUUUGGGGUGUCAAUUGGCGGUCCAUCACAAAUGAUUUAAGUAACCAAGGCAAUGCAAUUGUGACGAUCAAGGAAGGUGAAGAGUAUGUAAAAGGGGUAAAUGACAUUAUCCCUAAGUGUAGGUUGGACUUUCAUCACUGGCAGCAACGACUGAAGGAUAAAUGGGUUAGAGAGGGUGAUUUUUCUUCUACGACCUUAUUUAACAGGGUUAAGCAACGACAAAAACGGAAGGAAAUCCUAUCCCUCAAAAAUGAUGAUGGUGAGUGGGUUAGUGGCCAUGAUGAUAUUGCCGAUUUAAUCCAAGGUUCGUUGAAAAAAGUCUUCAUUCCGAGCCUUUGGACUGGUAAUCAGCUGGAGGAUGAUAUUGACCUUUUAUUCCACGAAAUGGCUUUCCCUCAAUUGGAUGAAUCAGAAGCGUUGGCGUUGGUUAGACCUUUUAGUGGCUAA